CAGCACUGCGUAUAUACUUAUCCAUAACGACACGAUUCCUCUUAAAAUAAGUACGUUUAAAUAGUGACUGGAGUUCAAAUUAAAAAAAAAAAUAACAUUUUUAGUGAUUUUAAAAACUGCUGAACAAAAUACGAUGUCGCAACUGAUGGACGCGAUAGUAAUAGGCUGUGGAGCCUCAGGAGUGGCGGCAUUGAGGAGGCUACAUGAGGCUGGUAUGAAGGUCCUAGGCUUGGAAGCGGCAGACAGGAUCGGAGGGCGAAUCUGUACUGUGGAGUUUGGUGACGCUGCUGUAGAUAUUGGCGCAGCCUGGUGUCAUGGAGAAAAAGACAAUGCCGUCUUCGAAUUGGCCAAUCCACUAGGGCUUCUUGGAAAACCCGGGCCGGUGGAAUUCGUAUAUAUUCUGUCCAAUGGUGAAGUGAUUAAAGAUGGAGGUAAAAUAACUGAUGUUCUGGACAAGGUCAUUGCCAAUGCUGAGAAGAAUAAUGCCAAGUCUAUUUCUGAGACUUUACGGAGCGCGGCGAAAACCAACGACACUCUUACAAAGGACCCUCAACUGACCAACUCCAUCAUCGAAUGGUUUGAACGCAACAAUCAUGUCGGGGGUCAGACUGACCCGAGGAAGGGCAAAUCACUCAGGGGUUUAGCGGAGUUCUGGAAUAGUGAGGGCGAGUUCUGGCUCCAUUGGAAGGGGAGAGGGUACAAGACCAUUCUAGACGUCCUAUUGAACAAAUAUCCAGACCCGAGCAAGGAAAUUCCAAUCCAGAUUCUUCUGAACAAGAAAGUAGAGAGUAUCAAGUGGGGGACCACAUCAGAAGAGCAGACUAACCCCCUGGUGCAGGUCAAAUGUAAAGAUGGCAGCUUGUUCGCCGCGAGGAGUGUCAUUGUCACUGUAUCUGUUGGAGUGCUGAAGGAGAGACACGCUCAGCUCUUUAACCCGCCCUUACCAGCAGAGAAAGUGACCACAAUCAACACUCUUCAGUUCUGCGUUUUGGACAAAAUCUACAUCGAGUUUGAACAACCUUGGUGGAAGAAUGCUAUCAGCUUCUCUAUCCUUUGGCGGGAAGAAGACAAAGCUAGAUUCCCAGAAAACGAGAAGUGGAUCACGGAAAUAUAUGGCUUUCAGACCGUGGAUUGGCAGAAGAAUGUACUUCUAGCGUGGAUUUAUGGAUACGGAGCAGAACAAAUGGAGAAAGUAAGCUUAGAAGGUGUAAAGGCUGGAGUGAAGAAGCUGAUGGAUUCAGCACUUAAGAACUACAAUGUGACCCCUGUGAAGAACAUCAUAAGAUCCCAAUGGGCAUCGAAUCCGUUAGCUCGCGGCGCGUACGCAUACCGUAGCGUGGCGACAGAACAAGAUGGCGGCAGCGCGGUCAUAUUGAGCAAGCCGUUAUACCACGGGGACAUUCCAGUCGUGUGCUUCGCCGGCGAGGCGACGUCUCAUCACAGACACACUGCUGUGCAUGGUGCUGUUGAAGCCGGUUUUAGGGAAGCUGAUAGGAUUAUUGAGUGUUUCAAACGUAAGUGAAUGGUUUGUGAAUGGGGUCUGCCGGGCAAGACUAUCGUGCGACCGUCGACUGUCGUCUUGUACCUACAGCGUUUACUACGUGAAGAUAAAAACUGCCUAUUUCUCCCAUCAGUUGUCGCUCCUGUUGAGUGUUCUUAAAUUUUGACAGUUCCCCAUACUAUUUCACCCAGCGUUUAACUGCAAAAAUAUAGUGUUAUAUCUGAAUAGAUAUUCAACUUAUUUUCAAUCAAAACUACCUUUUUCCAACUGGCAGAUUUUCUUUUCCGUCACUCCACAUUGCUCUACAUUGUAUAGCAAUUUAUCAGAAAUUUUAGCCGGACAGUAUGGAGAACUGUCGAAAUUAAGGAACACUCAACAGUGCUGCCGCCUACGUUCAUUUUUGGGCUUCCAGUUUUUAUCCUCGAUGGUCGAAGUCAAAACCGGCAAUAUUUCUCACGUCGUCAUCUAAAAAGGCUAAAUCGCAGCCAUUCAUUCAUCAGAAUUUGACAUUUGUUGCGCAAGUGUGCAAUGUCAACUAAAUUUCAUUACUUACUUGUAAAUUAUUAAAUUAUGUUCAAUAAAAUAUUAUAAACUAAAUUGCUUCAACGUGUUAAACGAAAACAAUUUUUAUACUUAUAUACAUUUAAGAUACAAAAAUAAAGACAGAAAUACCUACCUGAUCAA
This is a messenger RNA of Pectinophora gossypiella (pink bollworm), 2185 nucleotides long. RefSeq names its product spermine oxidase-like. The coding region runs from base 134 to 1522 and encodes 462 amino acids. Gene Ontology annotation, molecular function: polyamine oxidase activity. The record is from RefSeq and is a predicted model, not a curated record. The transcript is spliced from 7 exons. Lineage: Eukaryota; Metazoa; Arthropoda; Insecta; Lepidoptera; Gelechiidae.